AUGCCUCCACCUCCUACAGGGGUGGGAGGCCCCAGUGGUAGUGACACUAAUGUGAACAUUGCUGUGUAUGAUUUAACAUUUAGUGAAGAUUCUCCUCAAUGUGAAAUAAAUUCCAGCGUCAACUCGAGCGAAUACAACGCUGCGAUAACAGAGGACCGGCGUACCAUCUCAGAAAAAAAACAACAACAACAACCACGACUGUUUGAGAUUGAAAACGCUAAGUAUUACUCAAAUAAUAAUAUUUAUGUGUUUAUUGAGAAGACCAACAGCCAAAAUAUUGGCAGACUACAUCCGCUUCACGUAGGACAUAUACUCCACAAAAACCUUAAAUUGAAUGAUAAAAUAACGACUAUUAGCCGCGUCGGCUUAAAUCGUAUAAAAGUAGGUCUCAAAAAUUUGAACGAUGCUAAUCACUUAGUUUGUAACACUGAACUCGCAGCAGAGAAUCUAAAAGCAUACAUCCCAAAUAAUUUAUUAAUAAGAAAGGGUUUAAUCAAGGGUGUUGAUACUCAGUUUAGUGAGGAAUAUUUAAAAGAAAAUAUAAUUUCUGAUAUAAGCGUACUGGAGGUCAAGCGUCUAAAGAGAAAAAUUGUUAGUGAUGGCACUCAUCAGUUAGUUCCUAGGCAAAUGGCAGUUGUCACAUUUAAUGGCAAUAUGCUUCCCAACGAACUUUAUAUAAACAGCGUGCUAUUUCAAGUUGAGCCAUUUGUACAAAGGGUAAUACAAUGCUAUAAAUGCUUGCGUUUUGGACAUGUUUCUGGACAGUGUCGCAGUACUCACUCCAGGUGUAUUAUAUGUGGCCAAGUCAAAGAGGAUGAACACACAUGUAAUGAAACCAAUACUUACUGUCUUUUCUGUAAAAACUCUUCGCACAGAUCCACAUCAAAAGAUUGUCCUUCGUUUCAGAAGCAACAAAAAAUUAAAAAGACCAUGGCCACAUCAAAUCUACCCUUCACAGAAGCCAAAGAAUUUAUAGAACACUCUUACUCAAACCAUGUUUCAACCUCCAAUAGAUUCCAAGUAUUGGAAAAUAUCAACGAAGUAACCUUCCCACAUCUCCCUAGCCGCCCUCAAACAAUUUCUCCUAGCAGGCAACAUGUUCAUCAGAUGACAAAUACUGGACCUUCCUCUAUAGCAUUUAGUGCAAAUAAAAAACGUAAAGCUCAAUCACCCCCCAUAAAUUUUCCGACAGAGAAACAUUUUUUUAGUGCAGGACCUCCUAAUCCAGUGAUGCAGUGGAAUGCACGUUCCGCUGUGUCCAAUCGAAACAGUUUGAAUAUGUUCCUUUCAAAAAAUGAUAUUGACGUAGCCCUAGUAAGCGAAACUUGGUUCAAGCCAAACGAUACUAUCAGAUAUCAUGGCUACAAUAUUGUGAGGAGGGACAGAAUUGAUGGCAAAGCUGGUGUAGCCAUUUUUGUGAAAAAAGGUAUAAAAUUUUGUGAAAUAUCAUUUUCGAAUAAUUUUAAUGAUGAUAUACUUGUAUGCGGGAUAAAUCUUAUUAACCAAACUUUUGAUUUAACUUUGUUGUCUAUAUACAGGCCCCCGAACAUCAAUUCAACAGCUGGUGAUUGGGACACAAUCUUCUCUAAUACCAGCAUAUCUUCUAUUAUUGGUGGAGACUUUAAUGCUCACUCUCAUCUCUGGGGAUCCUCAUUUAAUAAUUCCAUAGGUUAUCAGUUAAUAAAUAUAUGCGAAUCAAAGAAUUUAGUCGUUAUGAACGAUGGUUCGCCUACUAGGCUUGUAGCUCCAAAUCAGCAGGUAACUGCUCCAGAUGUUACAAUCUGCUCCCGAGAUAUUGCACAAAUAAGUCAUUGGCAACUUACUUCUGAUACAUUAGGUUCGGACCAUUUUCCUAUUCUUAUGUUUAUUCCUCUAUCUUUCCAAGUAUAUGACACAAUCUAUCCUAAGUAUAAGUGGAAUAUGAAAAAAGCCAAUUGGAGUUUGUAUCAUGACUUAUUGGAAGAUAUUUUCGAUUCUACUCCAGAAUUUUACUCCACUCAAAGUAAAUACGAUUAUAUCAUUGAAAAGAUCAAUGAUGUUAGCGAGAUCUCCAUCCCUAUACUAAGGCCAUUUAAAGCUAAGAAACGGCCACCCCCUCCUUGGUGGGAUGAACAGUGUAUAAGUGCCAUAGCACAAAGGACCUCAGCUUUAGCAACGUACAAACAGGACAGUUCUUUAGCCAACUUCGUCCACUGCAAGAAGGUAUUUGCUGAAACAAAGAAACUCUUCAAACAAAAAUCAAAAAAUAGCUGGAAAGCAUGGAUAUCUAAGUUGAAUAAAAAUACGUCAUCAACCGAUCUCUGGAAACAGGCUAAAAUAAUCAGAAGGAUACCCAUGGGAAAGAAAGCAUCAACUGAUUCUGAUUGGGCAGACGACUUCCAUAGAAAAUGCUCUCCGUCCUUCGUGGCUGCAGAAGUCGAAUCUCCCCCACGUUUACAUCAAGACAACUUUUUCAGCAGACCUUUCAACAUAACGGAACUAAAUCUUGCAGUUAAAAAUACCAGAAACACAUCACCUGGCUGCGAUGAUAUCACAUAUCCAAUGCUCAUGAUCUGCAAGGUAUGGUGGGGCUCCGAUCAAAAGAUCGCAAUAUUAUUCUUCAGAUCAUAUGUUAGAUCUGUCCUUGAUUAUGGCAGCAUAUUCAAUGGCUCCGCCAGUAAAAAUCUCCUUCAUGUGCUAGAUAUAACUCAGAAUAAAUUUCUCAGGAAAUGUCUUGGAGCAAUGCAAUCGUCACCAGUCGGACCUUUGCGAGCAGAAGCACAGGAGCCUCCUUUACAUCUUCGAAGGCAAAUGUUAUCUAGCAGAUUUCUACUUAAGGUACAACACGCGGACAGCCACUUACUGAGCAAAAUUCAUCGUCUAAACACCAUGGACUUGACAUGCAAAUAUUGGACCAAAAGAAACUCCCCGCCUCUAUGCAGUGCCAUACAAUAUGCCAACAGAAUACAACUAACCUCUCAUAGCCAACGAUUGAUCCAAGAAGCUAUUGCUAUAUUCCAAGCCCUACAGUUUGUAGAGGACCACAAUCUUGGUAACACGUCUAUAUUCUCGGACUCCCUCUCUGUUGUCAGUAGUUUAAAAAACGGCAGUCCUUUCGAUAUGCAAAAUAUACACUUAUUCAACAUAAGAUGGAAAAUAAGUCAGCUAAAACAACGAGGCCUCAGGAUUACACUAGUUUGGGUGAAGGCCCACUCUGGGAUAAUACACAACGAAAAAGCUGACGAUCUAGCAAAGAUGAGUAUAACAUCUGGAACUAAGCUGGACAUACCCUUAAGCAUGCAAGACAAUCGAGUGAUACUUAAAGAUAAAACAAUGGCGUUUUUUUUAUACUGCAACUACCACGAAGAGAUAACACCCAUGGGAUACCUUGAGGCUGUAGGGGUAUACAGGAGAAAGGGGGAACGCCGCACGGACUCUGGCGAGGGAACCCGUGUGUAUGCAACAUGCACACCUUCUGGCCCCGCCUACGAGAUCCGCCGGAUGGUACCUCUGCGUUCGACAGUCAGAGACCGUCUACCACCUACGGACAAUUAA
Acanthoscelides obtectus is the source of this 3534-nucleotide messenger RNA. The record is from the annotation of a GenBank genome assembly. Lineage: Eukaryota; Metazoa; Arthropoda; Insecta; Coleoptera; Chrysomelidae.